Messenger RNA from Aspergillus nidulans FGSC A4, 2622 nucleotides. RefSeq names its product DUF726 domain protein. Gene Ontology annotation, cellular component: membrane. The transcript is spliced from 2 exons. The coding region runs from base 1 to 2622 and encodes 873 amino acids. Gene Ontology annotation, biological process: regulation of translational fidelity. NCBI's taxonomy places the organism in Eukaryota, Fungi, Ascomycota, Eurotiomycetes, Eurotiales, Aspergillaceae. The record is from RefSeq and is a predicted model, not a curated record.
AUGUUCCAUCGCGCAACUCCUCGCUCACUUUCCCUAAUUCCCGGCCUACGGAUUGUCCGCACUAGACCGCGAUGUUACUCUUCUAACUCGAACGAUACUGAUAUCCCGUCGAUCCUAGCAAAGCCAACAUGGUCUGUCCGCUCAUUGCUUCCCGAUCACGCCGCGAAACCGUCCCCCUCUGUCACCCCCGCGGAGCUCAAACAUUUACUUCGCCUAUCGGCUCUGCCUCAGCCAUCGAGCCCAGAGGAGGAAGAACAGAUACUCGAAACUCUCGAGUCCCAAAUUCACUUCGUAAAAGAGAUUCAGAAAGUAGACACCACGGGAGUUGAGCCUCUGCAGGCUAUUCGGGAUGAGAGCCCUGAGGCAAUGAGAGAGAAUACAAUUGGAUUGGAGCAGCUCAGGGAGGCUAUGUCGAAGGAACGAGUGAUCGGCCGCAACAAGAGAAUCCAACGCAUUGAAUCAGCUAGAAAUGAAAGGCCCGAUGGGGAUGUCUGGGAUGGAAAUGCGCUUGGCUAUGCAUCCAAGACAAAGGGAAAUUUUUUUGACUUUGGGUCGGACGCUAAGGGGCAGCUGAGGGACAAGGCGGAUUCAAAAAAUGACCAAGACCUGACAACCAUUCUCAGUCGGCCCCAGCGCGCAGACCUUACAGUUCUCAUCGCUGAGAUCACACAGCAUAUGAGGAAGUCUCUCGACAAGACUUUCAAGGCACCAGAUGCACAGCAGUUCGCAACCAAACACCUAAUUGACCUGAACGAUGAGAAUGAUGCUUCAACCCCGGAUACGCAGAAACCAAAAGACCUAAAUGAUAAAGCGCGCAUAGAAUAUGUGCCUACCGCUGAAGACACAAAAGCUGAGGCCAAUAUCUUGACUCAAUUUGACGAUUGGGCAGACUCAGUACUUCUCCGAGUUGGCGAGGUUGUAAAUCGGGCCUCUGAGGAGCAGAACGAAAACGAAGAAGCAGGGUUCGAUUUACAGUAUGAACGACCCCGAAGCUCAUAUGAUGAUGAGGACGAUAACACCUGGAGUCGACUUUCUGAGGUUUAUCAUCCAAUUGAGACGGCGUUAAUCCAUCUUCCGAAGCCCAAGAGGUUACUGAUCCUGCAUUCUCUGCUGCUUUUGAUGCUGAGUCUGGAACAUUACAAUGCCAACUCUCGAGUUCUCAUGUUAUAUGCUGCUUCCAGCUUAGGCCUGGGCAUCAAAACACUAAAUCAAGAUGAAGUCAAAGUUUCGAGAGGGCUACUAGAUGCUGCUCUUCAACUUCCUGCAAAUUCGGACGCUCAAGCUCAAGGUAGAGAAAGCGACCCAUCCAGAAAAUGGAAAGUCGGUAUUGCAUCUGUUGCUGGAGCUGUUUUGAUUGGCGUUACUGGAGGACUCGCGGCGCCCUUUAUUGCGGCAGGGUUAGGAACGGUGAUGGGAGGACUUGGCUUGGGGGCCACGGCUGCUGCAGGGUAUCUUGGUGCCGUUGCUGGAAGCGGUGUCAUUGUUGGCGGAAUUUUUGGUGCUUACGGUGGGCGUAUGACAGGACGCAUGAUGGAUAAAUAUGCUCGUGAGGUGGAUGAUUUCGCCUUUUUGCCUAUUCACGGAUCUCGAAAGCAUUUUAACGAUGAAAAAGAAGCAGCCCGAGAGGAUCAUCGUCUUCGAGUCACGAUUGGUAUCACCGGAUGGCUCACCGAAGAGGACAACUUUGUCGUUCCUUGGCGAGUCAUUGGUAAAGACUCUGAAGUAUUUGGUCUUCGCUGGGAGACGAAACCUCUUUUAGAUCUUGGGCAUGCGAUAGAUCGUCUGGUCACCAGUGCCGCCUGGUCAGCCGGCCGUCACGUUCUGACCAAAACAAUCUUUGCAGGCCUUAUCAGUGCGCUAACCUUGCCCGUUGGGCUUAUGAAAGUUGCCGGCAUCGCUGACAACCCGUUCAGUGUGGCCAAAUCUCGUGCAGACAAGGCCGGCGAAGUCCUUGCCGAUGCGCUGAUAAGCAAAGUACAAGGCGAAAGACCUGUCACGCUCAUCGGUUACUCGUUAGGAUCUCGAGUUAUCUUCUCGUGUCUUCAAACUUUAUCCAAAAGACACGCGUAUGGGUUGAUCGAGUCCGCAAUUUUCAUGGGAGCGCCAACGCCUUCCGAUACACCAGACUGGCGCCGCAUGCGGCGCGUUGUCAGCGGCCGGCUUGUCAAUGUCUAUUCAGGGAAUGACUCUGUUUUGGCGUUCCUUUAUAGGACAAGUAGUCUCCAGCUCGGCGUUGCAGGGCUACAAGCUAUUGAGAACGUCCCUGGGGUCGAGAAUCUUGACGUGAGCGACAUCAUCAACGGGCACCUCCGCUACCAGUAUCUCCUUGGGCGAAUACUCCGUACAGUUGGGUUGGAAUGUAUCAGUGCUCGGGAGGUGGCACGAGAAGAGGCAGCCUUGAAGGCAAAGGACUACAAGCAGGAACAACAACGGAUCCAAAAUGAGCGCCGCGCUGGAAUUGAGGGGGACACUGAAGAGGCUCGCAGGAAGCUGGAAAGCGGCGAGAUCGCUGCUGAGGAAGAGGCUAUUCCACAGCCACACCCGGAGGCCCGCCAUGCUAUACCGCGUCGUCCUCUUCCUGUGAGAUCAGCUCAAGAGAAUAAAGAGAAAGACCAAGCUUAA